Molecule: messenger RNA, 489 nt
Organism: Hemisphaericaspora subhashii
Lineage: Eukaryota; Fungi; Ascomycota; Pichiomycetes; Serinales; Debaryomycetaceae
Exons: 1
Coding region: 1-489 (162 amino acids)
Source: RefSeq, a predicted model, not a curated record
AUGAUGUCACGAUUACGUAAAGUAGACAAAUCAAUCCUCGAACAAUCGUCAUCCGAACCCGUACUUCUCGACACCGAAGAUCAAACGAAUCUAAUCAACAAUUUAUCAAUUUCAAAUCAACAAACCUAUGACAAGUAUGUGAAAUAUUUAUCAUAUUUAUACAUUAUCCAAAUCAUGGCAAUAAUCACAAUCCAAUUCCUAACUAAACCUAAGCUAAUCACGUUGUUGAUAUUGUUAUCUAUUGCAUUAUCGGUCAUAAAUAUCAAAUUUCCUAAUUAUUAUUCAACAUAUGUGAAAUAUAUGAAUUGGGGAAUUUGUAUCCAAUGUAUUGUACUUUUGGUGAUGAAGAUAAAGGAGGAUAGAGAAAUAUUUUGUAUUUUGCCCGUGUUUAAUAAUAUUAGUGUUUGGUGUUUUAGAAAUUGGUUUGAAGAUAUGAUUCAACAUGUGGAUCAAUUGGAUAAAUUGAAGUAUAAAUUUAAGAAUGUCUAA